Molecule: messenger RNA, 2127 nt
Organism: Mycena indigotica
Lineage: Eukaryota; Fungi; Basidiomycota; Agaricomycetes; Agaricales; Mycenaceae
Product: Exonuclease domain-containing protein
Exons: 1
Coding region: 1-2127 (708 amino acids)
Source: RefSeq, a predicted model, not a curated record
AUGGCAGCUCCGCCACCACCAAGUUUCCAGCAAUUCGAGUUCCAUACCAUAGGAAAGGAGCCAUCGUUACUCAAGCGCAUGUCUACUGGCCAGCCAACAAUCCCAUACCAUUACACCCCUUCUCCUCCCCCUACCCCCCACCCCGAACGCGACAUUCCGCCCGUUGUUUUGAAUCGACCUACCCUCUUCGAAGCCUUGGGACAGUCAUCGCUCGUGUCACCCUUUCCAGUCCGGCAAGGCUCUAGUACGUCUUCUUCAGAUGACGAUAUGCAACUCCAAUACCCUGAGCCUGAAGAUCCGCCAUUCGUCCCCAAUUACGCGGCCUUGAAAGACCUUCAUUCUCGGUUGGACACAAUGCAGAAUCUAAUUUCUCUGCCCCCACCGAAGCUCCCUAAAGUUGUACCUCCUACGUUACCCCAGCCAGCUCUCGUCGCGGUUGCCAACGCACUACAACAUUCCGAAUCGGCGCAAAGAAAGACACAAGACCUUUCUGAGACAAUGCAAGCACGUGUAGCCGUGGCCCAACAGAGUGUGGCAACGGCCCAAGCCAUGGUCUAUAGCUUGACCCAAGCGCUCUCCGCAGCUCAGGCAACUCUCGAUGUCGCUCAAAAGUCACUCGAAGAUGCUCACAAAGCAGCUGACGAUGCGAAAACGGUUGCUCUCGCUUCACAGACAGCGGCAGAGGCUGUCGCCAACACCAAACACAUUCUUGAUGUGCCUACUCCCGCUCGCUCACCUACACCAGAACCAGCUAAUCCACACGCUGGCAUCAUUCAUGAUAUGAAGCAGGUGCUGGAUGGUGUCAAGCUGUGGGUCAGUGAAAGUGAAACUGGCCACGGACUUGCACCACCUAGCCGCCAUCCGUCUCCAAAGCCCCAAUUGCCUCCUCCGGCAUCCGACGCUCUUCCUAAGAUCAAAGUUGAAGAGGAAGCCACACGUGCUCUUGUUGAGCUCUCAGAUGUGAAGGCUGCUCGUCCUGACCCACAAGCCGAAGCUCUGGAACGCGAGGCCAUCUUGCGAAAGAUGCAGGAUGCAAAGCGGGAACAAGUGAGAUUGGACAAGCUACACGCCCACGCGGAAGCAGCCAAAUCGAUCUUGAAAGAACGGGAAGAAAAGGCGGAGUUGGCGAAUAAGCCAAUCUCGACAUCUUCAAGCCAACCCUCCUCGAUACGUCCAUCCCCUACCGGUUAUGUUAAUGCUCAGCCUGUUGUUGCUCCACCAUCGUCCGCCGUGAUCUCCAAGGUUCAAGGAAAGAAGAAACAAACACUCCCCGGUGUUUCCAAAGCCGGAUCGAAGCCCGAGACCAAACAGCCCGUUAAUCGUCAAUCGCCUUUGCUUUCAGUCUCGGCGUCAUCGACUAGUGCGGCCACUAACCUAUCAUGGUCGGGUACUUCGGACGGAACCAAUCAUCCCGCUCCUCAGACGUCCUAUACCUCUAAGCCCAUGUUGAAUAGUACAUCGUCUCAAUUCGCUCAGCUUGUGAAGCCGCAACCCCCCAUGAAGAAACCCACGUCGAAAAACAAGAAAGCGGUUCAGCAGAUACCAGUACAGACGGGAGCGGGUAGCUCCAAGAAUGGACCUCCUGUUGUGUCGACGCAGAAACAAGCACCCAAGUCUUCUGCAAAGGCAAAGCCACUGCCGCGACAGCCAACACCACCUCCCCGAUUGUCUGCUCGAACGCCCGAAAUCUACCACGAGGACGUUUGGAAUGGAAGAGAAUAUAGGUCGCCAAGCCCUAUUUAUCGUCGGUCUUACUCUCCAGAGUCCGCAAGCUACUCAAAUUCUAAUGCACAAUAUCCCAAUUAUUUCGACUAUUACCCGUCGUAUUCACCGCCACCGCCAUCUCAUGCGCCAGUGAAUCCUUAUAAACGACCACGUGAUCCAGAAGUGCACCAGCAGACACAGAACCGGUUCAAAGAUGAUAGAGAGGAGCGACGUUCGCUUGAAGACCGAUUGGGGGUAUCGUCGCAAAUGCACAAUCAACAGUCUGAUAUAUUUUCCCGCAUUCAUGCGACCCCUACCGCUCCCCGAGUUCUUCGUGCCGGGACCAGAGGCGGCAAAGGUGGUCGUGGAGGUGGGCGCGGGAGAGGACAAGGAGAACGGUCUUUGUUCGACCGCAUGGGCUGA